This is a messenger RNA of Clonostachys rhizophaga, 195 nucleotides long. The record is from the annotation of a GenBank genome assembly. NCBI's taxonomy places the organism in Eukaryota, Fungi, Ascomycota, Sordariomycetes, Hypocreales, Bionectriaceae.
AUGCCAGGAGCGCCUGAGCAUGCAGAGCACCUUAUUAAACGCUUGAUUACUAAGCUGCAAGAUAAUUAUAAGAUUAUUUAUAUAGAUAAUUAUUUAAAUGUAGUAGAGUAUAACCCGAAUAUAUUAGUUAAGAAGGGACUGAAUACUAUUAUUAAGUACCUUAUUAAGAAGGUUCUUCCUCUACUGGAUAGCUAG